Molecule: messenger RNA, 674 nt
Organism: Cuscuta campestris
Lineage: Eukaryota; Viridiplantae; Streptophyta; Magnoliopsida; Solanales; Convolvulaceae
Source: the annotation of a GenBank genome assembly
CAAUAAGGGGUUAAAAUUAUAAUUUGGAUUCUAAGCCCAACUUUUAUGUCAUCUCGUAGGAAAUAUUUUUGUGAUCGCGUCGGUUCAGACGGCUCGCGAAUCGGAGUUAUGGAGCUCAUCCGCCAGUCGCUGCCCAGCAUCGCCAAGCUGCCGCUCCUCGUCGCCGUCCAAUUGGAGCAGCCAGCCGCCGGCGUCGCCGCUCAUCGCCGCUCAUCACCGGUCGCCCUUGCCCAGCCAAUCGCCGUCGCCGAGCCUCCAGCCGCCGUCGCCGAGCCUCCAGCCGCUGUUUCACCUUCGCCGGAAAUCCGCCAUCAUCGCCGACGAAUUGCAGCGCCGCCACGCCGAGCGCUGGACGUCGCCUCCACUGCCGGCGUCCUUCCUCGCCGACGAAUUGCAGCGCCGCGAAUCGCUGCUCAUCGCCGUCGAGUUGCCGCUCCGCCACUGUCGCCGGCGUCCGUCACCGUCGCCGCAUCCGGCCGCUGCCCCGAGUUGAUAUCGCCGGCAGAUUAACCUCCACGCCGGAUUGAUUGGUCGAUUUCGUAUUUUGACUCAAUUUGACCCGUUCGUUUGAUUUCGUUGAUUUGUCUUCCGUUCGAGCUAUCGAUUCGAUUUCGACGUAAUCCAGGUCCGUACUAUGAAGUUAGUAGCAUUUAGAAUAGAUUUAAUGGUUUGGA